CACUCACACCCCAUUUGCAUUAUUCUUCUUUUCUUUUCAUAUCAUAUCUCAUCUCUAUUUCUCUGUCUUCUAUCUUCUAUCUUCCAUUCCUUUCUAUCACAACUCAACUUCUCAACAUAGCAUAGCAGAGCACAACAACAGAGGAGAGAGAAAGCAAAAAAAAAGAAUUUGGCUUCUGCAUCUUCAGAUAAGGAGGAACAUCUGUUUUGUGAGACUAAGAGCAUAUCAUAGUUCAUAAAAACUGUUACUAGGAGGAGAUUCCUUAAGGGGAAAGAAAAAAGUGAGUCUAAAGAUGGGUUAUCUAUGUGAUUUUUGUGGAGACCAGAGAUCCAUGGUGUACUGCCGCUCUGAUGCAGCAUGCUUAUGUUUGUCUUGUGAUCGGAAUGUUCAUUCUGCCAACGCCCUUUCUAGGCGUCAUUCACGGACCCUUUUAUGUGAGAGAUGCAAUUCGGAACCUGCCUUUGUAAGGUGUGUUGAAGAGAAAAUUUCUCUUUGUCAGAACUGUGAUUGGUUGGGUCAUGGCACCUCUACAUCUUCUUCAGCACAUAAGAGACAAGCAAUCAAUUGUUACUCUGGCUGCCCUUCAGCAGCGGAACUGUCUUCAAUAUGGUCAUUUGUGUUAGAUAUCACUUCCAUUAGUGAAUCUACCUGUGAGCAAGAGUUAGGCUUAAUGAGUAUUAACGAGAACAACAACAAGAGGAUUGGGGUUCCAUCAGAAAACCAGAAUGUGUCUGGUUCAAAUCAAGUUACUGAUCUGCCUGCUUUGGACAAGUCUUUGGUUGGUACAUCUUCAAUGCCCGAGUCAAGCUCCAAACCUCAAAUUCUGGACCAGCCAGCUGGACCUGCCAAUGAAUGUCUGCCAAAGUUAUACUGUCCUGCUACAAAAGGCCCUGCACUAUGUGAAGAUGAUUAUCUGUAUGAUGAUUUCGACAUGGAUGAAGUGGAUAUAAAUCUUGAGAGCUAUGAAGAACUUUUUGGUGUGGCCCUUAGUCAUUCUGAAGAGCUAUUUGAAAAUGGUGGAAUUGAUAGCUUGUUUGAGACAAAGGACAUGUCUGCUGGAGAUUCCAAUUGUCAGGAUACUAUUGCUGCUGAGGGGUCAUCAAUAGGAGUGAUCAAUGCAAUGCAACCAGCUUGCAGCAAUGCAGCAUCUGCAGAUUCCAUUUUGAGUACUAAAACUGAACCAAUUAUUUGUUUCACGGGAAGGCAAGCCCAAUCAAACCUUUCUUUUUCUGGCAUUACUGGAGAGAAUAGCACCGGAGACUAUCAAGAGAUUCAAGACUGUGGGGCUUCUUCAAUGCUCCUCAUGGGAGAACCUCCUUGGUUUACUCCUUGUCCUGAGAAUUCCCUACAAUCUGCCAACCGCAGUAAUGCUGUCAUGCGAUACAAGGAAAAGAAGAAGACACGGAAGUUCGACAAAAAAGUGAGGUAUGCCUCUCGCAAGGCAAGGGCAGAUGUCAGAAGGCGUGUGAAAGGCAGGUUUGUGAAAGCCGGCGACGUCUACGAUUAUGACCCUUUGAGCGCAACCAGAAGCUUCUGAGUGUACAACUUUUAACCAUGCUUUAUAAAAGGAAAAACAGUCAUAUACCUGAAAAAUGGAUGAAAUUUGAUGCCUGCAAUGACAAGCUGUCUGAUUUUAUCACAGGGGCCUAUUGAUGUUCUUCAAGGCUGUGUUCAACAGUGUAAGCUCAGGAUCAGGAGCUGAAUCUUUGUCCUUCACUGUGAAGGAUGUCCAACUUGUGAUAGUUAUAUCACAAAGUGUCCCCUUCAGGCAAUGUGUUUGGAUUGCCUUUCUGUUAAGCUUGGAAAUUUCUGCUGCAUAACUCUCCUUUCCAAGAAUUCAAAAGUGUUCUAUGUUCUCUGGCCUUAACCAUACUCCAUGUUUGUGAUGUGGUCGUGUAUGUAGAGUGCCUGAGAUGACAUGAUAAGUGGCUUUAUUUGACAGUUCCAGAUAAACUACAAAGAUUGUAAAGUGUAAUAUUUGACCUCUUGGCUUUGACAUGUAUAGCACACAAUCUACAUGUAUAAUUUUGCCCAUGUAAUCAGACAAAAUUGUAAAUUCAAUGCCCCAUGUAUAGAAUAGAAUACUAAUAUACUAUGCAUGUAUGUACCAAUACAAGUUUUGUUUGUGACUUGUUACUUGUUAUUUUAUUCGGGUGCC
This is a messenger RNA of Cajanus cajan (pigeon pea), 2158 nucleotides long. RefSeq names its product zinc finger protein CONSTANS-LIKE 9. The record is from RefSeq and is a predicted model, not a curated record. Lineage: Eukaryota; Viridiplantae; Streptophyta; Magnoliopsida; Fabales; Fabaceae. Gene Ontology annotation, molecular function: zinc ion binding; protein binding.